AUGAAGCUAUCUGCGAUCUCGUCUAUCGGGCUUAACACACUCAAAGUAGGGCUUGCUACCCUUCUCUACGCCCAACUAGGCGCUUCCCUUGCUCUCUCGUCUGAACCAGACGCCUCGCUCCUUGCGGGACCACUCAUCGGUUCCACGGUCACCCUGGAUUAUGGCACUUUCACAGGCCUUCGUAACACCACAAGCGGUAUCACCUAUUUUCGCGGAAUUCGCUAUGCGGAGCCACCCAUCGGCGAACUACGCUGGCGGGCCCCUGUCUCCCCGCCCAUUCGGCGCCUCGGUCGCGUGGACGCCACAAAGUUCGGUAACAACUGCAUUGCGACAGCACAAAGCACCGAAGUAGCCGGGUUUUCUGAGGACUGUCUCGUCGGAAAUGUGUACAUCCCGACGAACACGCGCAAAAAUGACAAACUUCCUGUUCUGGUUUAUUUCCACGGCGGCGGCUUCCAAGGCGGGACCACCCAAACUGCCCCUCCAGACCAGCUACUUCAAACCUCCGCGAAACCCCUUAUCUUUGUCUCCUUCGAGUACCGACUCGGUCCAUUGGGGUUCCUGGGAGGGUCGGAAGUCAAAAAGCAUGGCGUAUUAAAUGCUGGCAUGCUGGAUCAGAGAGCUGCAUUGCGCUGGGUUCAAAGAUAUAUCGGUAAUUUUGGCGGAGACAGAAGGAAGGUCAUGAUCUGGGGUCAAUCUGCAGGAGCUGGGUCGACCAUGUUCCAUCUUAUCGCGAACGGUGGCAAUCACGAGGGACUGUUCCGCGCCGCAAUGGGCGAUAGUCCUUCGUUGAGCUACCUUCCCGCCUACAACGAUGCUUACGUUGAAGGCAUUUACAAAAAAUUCGUCGGUUUCACGGCGUGUGCCAACAAAUCCACAAGCGCCGAAACCUUCCGUUGCCUGCGCGCCGCCCCCGUUUCAGAUAUCAUACAAGCAGGACCAAAACUACUUGCUUCAUACCCCUCCACACUCUUCGUCUUCGCCCCCACCCUCGACGGGACCUUCCUUUCCUCCCGGGCCGUCGGAGCCUUUUCCUCCACCUCUCUCGGCCCCGCUAAAUUCGCACAAGUCCCCCUCCUCUUCGGCUCCAAUGCGGACGAGGGAACGAAGUGGUCGUCCACGCUCCCUGACCCACUCUCCAACACGUCUAUGCCCUCCUCCGACCAAGAAACUGUCGUCCGUUUCCUCCAGGGCCAGUACGCGUCUCUUCCUCGGGAACCCGUGGAUGAAGCCAUGGGGGGGCUCGGGCUGUAUCCCUUUAGUAAAUAUGGCGAUGUAGGCAAGCAAGCAGAAGGAAUGUAUGGCGAGGCACGUUAUAUUUGCACUGCUGGUCUGCUUACGGGCGGUGCAACCUCGAGGGGUAUUGGAGAUGUCUAUCAAUAUUAUUAUUACAAUCCCCAUCUUGGAUCAGACCAUGGCUCAGAGCUUGCCGCAUUCUUCUCCACACCGAACAGCGCCGACGCGAACGACCUGGAGCUGUUUAAGACGAUGCGCGAAUACUGGACCUCGUUCGUCACAGAUGGCCGGCCGAAGUCAAAAAGCGGACUGGCUUGGAAGUCCUCGAACGACAGAACCGGAAGCCCUCGUCUCCUGCUGCAUCCCGCGGGAACCACGAUGGAGACGAUCGACGAAGAUUUGAGCGCUAGGUGCAGUUAUUGGAGAGGAAUGGCCGAUGAUAUGUCAACCUGA
This is a messenger RNA of Cyclocybe aegerita, 1689 nucleotides long. NCBI's taxonomy places the organism in Eukaryota, Fungi, Basidiomycota, Agaricomycetes, Agaricales, Hemipholiotaceae. The record is from the annotation of a GenBank genome assembly.